Molecule: messenger RNA, 2296 nt
Organism: Caenorhabditis auriculariae
Lineage: Eukaryota; Metazoa; Nematoda; Chromadorea; Rhabditida; Rhabditidae
Source: the annotation of a GenBank genome assembly
AUGACAGCCGAUCUUUUCUCACAAGGCCGGUUAUAAUUAUCUUCAGCUUGUGAGAAGAAAUAGCCGCAAAAAAGGUUCUUUUUUGCGCUCCACGGAUAAUUUGAAGGGGGAAUAGGGAAAAAUGAGAUUUCGCAGUCUUACAAGGUUUUUUUUUUCAAAUUUGUUCCUUGUCUAAACUUUGAAGUUUAAAAAAAACCCGAAAUCAGAUCAGUUAAAUUUCAUAGCUUCAUUAUGAGAACUAGGUGGUAUGAAAAAACCACCAGCGAAAAUUCAAACGGCGACUUUUCCGAUUUUUUCAUAUCGCUAGGGAACUUUCCGACGGCCACUUUUUCGACGGAUCCCUUUCCGACUUUUUUCCCUUAUGUUUUUCAGUUUAUAAAACAUCUAUAAACACUUUUUUUCCUAUUUCUUUGUGUUUUAAUCAUUAACCAACUACCUACUUUAUAUAGGGAGAUUUAAAACGAAAAGUUUAUCGAGAAAAAAAGUCGGAAAAAGAUUCAUCGGAAAGGUGGCCGUCGGAAAGUUCCCUAGCGAUAUGAAAAAAUCGGAAAAGUCGCCGUUUGGAUUUUCGCUAGUCUUUUUUUCAUACCACCGAGAAUUAAGAUUUUUUGUCACUAGCUCAUUUUCCCACGAAAACCAAGAUUAUUGAAUUUGACAUAGAAAUCCGUAGAUACGACUUCAAUUCUGAAAAUCCGUCACCGCUCAACAAAAUUUUUUCCCUGUAACUGCAUAAAUUCCAUCAUUUUUUUUUACUUGAAAAUGGUCCAUAUCUUUCCUUUUGAUUUUCAAUCACUUUUUAUAAGAGUAAUUGUAGAAGUCAUCUUUUUCCCGAUUACUCAAUGCUCUAGGCUACACCUCUUCAACUACAAUGUAGCCAGUCUUAUCACUACUCCACUACUUGUUUUCUUCUCGAUUUCUUUCCCUGGAAACUGUGCGAUGUCGUCCUCUCGCUGUCGCCGUCUUGAAGGCAAAGUCGCGAUUGUGACUGCGGCUACCAAAGGGUUUCUCUUCAACUCUCCCUUUAUCUUUUAUUCCAUCAUAUCUCUCAGGAUCGGUUUGGCCAUCGCAGAACGGCUAUUGGAUGAAGGUGCCUCUGUGGUCAUCGGCAGCAGAAACCAGAAGAAUGUCGACGAAGCGAUAAAGGUUGGGAAUUGGAAAAUGAUGAAGAGAGCUCAAACUACUAGGAACUGCACAGCAAAGGCCUCAAGAACGUUGCUGGCCUCGCCGGCCACAUCGCCAAGCCGGAAGAUCAGAAGAAACUUGUCGAUUUUGUACGUUUCUUUCAAACGGAUGAUGUCUCAAUUUUCAAUUAAGACUCUUCAAAAGUUCGGCAAAAUCGACAUCCUCGUGAAUAACCACGGCAUCAACCCGGCUUUCGGCCAUAUUCUAGGUUUCGAACUUGCCUUCCAAUCUUCGACACAACUUUUCAUUAAAGAAGUGCAAGACGAGGUUUGGGACAAGCUCUUCGAAGUCAACGUCAAGGCCGGUUUCCAAAUGAGCAAAUUGGUUCAUCCUCAUCUCAUUAAACAAGGGUUUGUCAGUUGAAUAUAUUGGGAUCUGAAAAGAAAUUCCAGAGGAGGAUCCAUUAUUUUCAAUGCGUCUUAUGGUGGCUACAAAAGUCCUCCGGUACGUUAAAUUAAAUGACAAUUCUGAAAAGGAGGUGAUUUCUUUCGAAAGAGCAGAAAUUUUGCUCUUUAUUUGCUAGGUUGAUUUCCGGUAGGCAUCCGUCUACAAAGUCCUCCAGUUGUUAAGAAAGGUCACUAAAAGUUAGUUUCCUUGAGACUCUUGUUCUCUAAGAAUAGAAAUUUUACCAGUCUGCGAUUUCUUGCUUUUCAAUCUAAUAGCUUAAAUAGCUCUCAAAGUUCUCAAGCAGAAAAGGAAACUUUUCACGAAAAUCCUCAGGGAAUCGCGGCUUAUGGAGUAACAAAAACGGCGUUGAUCGGUUUGACGAAAGCUAUGGCCAACGGCCUGAGCAAGGACAAUAUUCGGGUGAAUGGAAUCGCACCAGGCGUUAUCAAGACGAAAAUGAGCCGAGCGGUAUAGACAAAGAAAAAUCUUGAUCUCAAUGAAAAUUUGCAGCUCUGGGACCAUGAGGACGGUGAGAAGAACGUCAGCGAAGGCCAAGAGGUACUGAUAGAUCGGAUAAUAUCCAAGAAAGGAGAUUCAGAUUCAACUGGGACGACUGGGAGUUCCGGAAGAAUGUGCCGGUGCAGUGGCUUUCCUCGUUUCCGAAGACGCCUCUUAUAUCACGGGAGAAAUGAUUGUGAUCGCCGGAGGGGUUCAUGCGCGUUUGUAA